GGGCAUGAAGCCUCCAAGCUAUCAUGAGUUAAGAGUUCCUUUGCUUAACAAAGAAGUCAAUGCUGCGAAGGAUAUUCUAAAAGACCAUAGAGAAGAGUGGGCUAUUUCUGGGUGCUCGAUCAUAUCUGAUGGGUGGCGAGAUUCGGUUUCUCAGAGAGACAUUAUCAACUUCUUGGUGAACUCUCCUAAAGGUUCGGUUUUUAUCAAAUCUGUUGAUGUGUCUGAUAUAGUGAAGGACGCAAAUGCAUUGGUGCCAAUGUUUGAGGAGAUUGUUGAUUACGUCGAAGAGCAACAUGUGAUUCAGAUUGUGACAAAUAAUGCCUCAAAUUAUAAGAAAGCUGGGCUGAUGCUGCAAGUUAAGAAGCCCAAUUUGUUUUGGACUCCUUGUGCUGCACACUGCAUUGAUUUGAUGCUUGAGGAUGUUGGUAAAAUACCAAUGGUCAAGGAAGCUAUCAAAAAAUCAAUAUCUUUGACUGGUUUUAUUUACAGUAAAACCGGUGUGCUGAAUAUGAUGAGAAAGUAUACAAGCAAGAGGGAAUUGCUUAGGACCACUAGAUUUGCCACUUCCUUCAUCACCCUGAGGUCCAUCCAUAACCAACGGCAAAACCUCAGAAAGAUGUUCACUAGUGAUGAAUGGAGAAAUAGCCAAUGGUAUAAAGAGAUACCCAGCAAAAAUGCAACAGCUACUGUCCUCAAUGACAAUUACUGGAGGCAUGUUGUCUACGCUCUCAAAUUGACCUGUCCUCUUGUUAAAGUGUUGAGGAUGGUUGAUGCCGAGCGUAAGCCUGCAAUGGGUUACAUUUACGAGGCUAUGGAUCGGUGCAAAGAAGCCAUUUCCAGUGCAUUCAAUGGAAGAGAAGAGAAGUUCAAGAGAGUAUUUGAGAUCAUUGAUACUCGAUGGAAUGAUCAAUUGCACAAACCGUUACAUGCUGCAGGUCAUUACUUGAACCCAGAAGUCUUUUAUGCCAAUGUGAAAGGUAUUUAUGAAUGUUUGGAGGUCAUGGAUGGUAUGGUUGCAUGUAUUGAGAAGUUGGUCCCCGACCAAAGCAUUCAAGACAAAAUCAUGAAGGAAGAAAUGCCCAAAUAUAAGAAGGUUGUCUCCUGUUUUUCACGUCCUUUGGCUAUUCGAAACAGAACUCAAAUGGCACCAGCUGAAUGGUGGAAUACUUUUGGAUCUGACGCACCAAAUUUGCGAAGUUUUGCAAUUAGAGUAUUGAGCUUUACUUGCAGUGCUACCGGCUGUGAAAGAAAUUGGAGUGUUUUUUCACAUGAUGAGGAUAAUGAUUUUGAUGAUGAUGAUCUUCGUUGGACGGAUGUUGGUAGAGCUUCUGGAGCGUCGGAAACAGUGUACCAUACUAGAGGUAGCACAAGCACAAGAGAACAAGCCUCAAGCUCUAUGCGUUCUUAUACUCUUGUGGAUAAUGAAGAUGACAGUGAAGAUAUUAACUUGGUUGUAUCCGAUGAAGGAGAAGAGGACUUACACCUAUGAGUGAUGAUGAUAUUAUUUAGUUAAUUAUUUUAUGUUUUGCAACUUUUUUUGGAACUUUGAUGAUUUUUUAUAAUAAAAUUCAGUUAUUUAGUUA
This is a messenger RNA of Salvia splendens (bonfire salvia), 1583 nucleotides long. RefSeq lists its product as uncharacterized. Bases 5 to 1489 code for a protein of 494 amino acids. The record is from RefSeq and is a predicted model, not a curated record. NCBI's taxonomy places the organism in Eukaryota, Viridiplantae, Streptophyta, Magnoliopsida, Lamiales, Lamiaceae. The transcript has 3 exons. Gene Ontology annotation, molecular function: protein dimerization activity.